CAAGUUCCAGAUGCUGUUGCUUUCUUUCCUCUCAAUUCCACCUUUGAGACCAAGGAAAUCAAAAACAGAGUAGCCGAAGGGAACGCCAGUGGAGUUACUUUAGCUCCCGGCCCCGACGGGGUACCUGGUGGCUCGUACGAAUUUUCUGGAUCUUCAAACAGCUUUAUCGAGUUUUCUAACAGCGAAGGGGGGCCACUUGACGUUCGUAACUCCAUGACACUGCUUUGCUGGGUUUAUUACAAUGGCAAAGACGGACCUCUCUUCAAUUACAGGACCACUGGGCGAGCGGGAGUACACCUAUGGGUAAAACAUGGUCAUCUGUUUGUGACAUUCAGAAAUCGUCACAACUCAUCCAUUAACGCCCUUCAGCACACUGAUUUAGCGGGAGGAUGGAAGUUCGUUGGCGCUACGUACGACCGCAGUACCGGUGAUGCAAAACUAUGGGUCAAUGGAGCCGUGGUUCAGACUCUGAACAUUGGAGCAGGACUAGACCUAGCCACUCAGGACAACAUCAGGAUGGGAGCAAAGAUUGGUAGUGACAGGUGCUUCAAAGGAAGGAUCACUCAGAUGCAGGUAUACGACAAGGCCUUAACUCAGGAACAAAUACAAGUGAUACAACAACAAACUGAAGCUGUCGGUGAGUAUGUGACGAAAGAAAAAUGUCCAGUGGAAGCAUCCAAGUUUCGGGUACAGUAUGUUGCCCAGUAUCCGGACACUUCAGUUUAACAUUGAAAUAACUUUCCUGUGUUAGUCGCAAGAGCUCUGAAAUUUGGCCCAGAGAAAAUCUAUUUAGUCUUUAAUAUGGCGGAAGACAUUUUAACUGUUUUGCCUUUGUUUCCAUCGCGAAAUUAAUAUUUUUGCAGAGCUCCUAUGUUGCCCAGUAUCCGGACAGCUGGCCCAGUAUCCGGACACAACAAUAACAACGUGAUCGUACAUAAAUUUCGACAGACGAGUGACUUAUAAGCUUCUCUUGCACUUGUAAAGUAGUCUGGCAUGUUGAUUCCAAAAAUGUAACCUAGCAUCGUAAAACAAAACAUAUCAAUUGACUGGGGUAUGGUGGGGAACGCGAGCGGUUGUUAAAUGGCAUAAUUCUUACUUUCUUGUCUAGGAACUUUUUCACUGAUUUAAGGUAGGCAUACGUGGACAUGCCGAAGCCGCGGUUUGCUAGCUCAAUUAGCCAAUCUGCAAACGAGUUUUUUUUCUUCAUUCUUUAUUUAAAAAAAAAAAAAGCUUGGGGAAGGGACGUACCUCAAUGCGACGGUCAAAGGUCACUCUCUUAUUUAGUCUGACCUGUAGUUUUGAUUUCUUCAUGCUCCGUCCAUACAGACCCUACAAUACGCCUGCUUUUCUAGCACUUAUUCCUCAUUCUUUCACAUCUCUCAAUCCCUUUGUGACAUUUUUCAGACCGUUGUAACCCCAUUCUAGCAGUCACAACUGGGGAAAGUAUGAGAAUUCCAGGUUCAACUCUGACGCUUUCGGUUAUAUAUAAAAAAUGCAGUCACGCAAAACAAGAAGCGCACACGAAAUCAAGUCGCCUCCGAAUGAGUGAAGGAAAUUUCCAUACGAAGUUGAGUAGAAUUACAUUUUACGACUGCAUCAUAUAUCCUAAGCUUUAAUUAUAGUUAUGGAUAUGAAAUAAAUCUUAUCCGGACAAUGUACACAGCUAAUUCAUCGAUUCUGUACAGCAAAGAAAAAACUGUCCGGAUACUGGGCACCCGACAUCAAUAAUUAGUGAAUGUUUUUGGGCUCCGUUAUUCCAAACAAAUCGAAUUUCAAGAAGAAUUAAUAAACUUUCUGAGAACCUGACUUCUUUAAAUAAUUCUUCACGGUAAAUAUAAAACCGUUUCUUUGAAAAUAACACAUAUUAACUACCCUUUUCUGAGCAGCACUAAUUUUACUGCGCAGUAAACAGCGUAAAUAUUAGCCAUGAAAUGUUUAUUUACCUCAACAGAACGGCAUCUUCUGCGACUGUUUCGCAAGCUUUCAACUCGCCAAAACCUUCAUCUUAAAGCUUAAAUGUUCAGCUUUCAUUCGAAAUACUUCGUUUACCGAUAACUGAAAAGGGCGCCUCAAAAAUUGAGUUUUGGUUUUAAGUGUCCCGAUAUUGGUACCUUCCGGAUACUGGGCAACAUACUGUACCAAACUGGUUGUUUUGUGAUUUUUAGUUUUUAAUUUUGAGAGCGAAUUUAUAGAACAAUGGUAAGCUGGUAUAAUAUGUUCUGGCAUUCUCCAAAGAUAAGUCAGGCCAAUAACUUCUUAUUCAAAAUUUUACCUUAAAAAUAACAACAUGGACAGUGAAAUUAAGAUUUAUUAAUUCAAAAUGGUCGUCAUCUUCGCUGUCGUGCUGCAUUUUAUAAUUACCAAGAGCAAUAAUGGCUCUUGAUUUUACUUAGGAGAAAUGUCAGUACAAACUAAACAUUUUUCGAGAUAUGUUUUUACAACGUAAUGUCUUUUGCUGCUUUUGAAUAAGAGCCAUAGUCGAUUCGCACUGAGAAGAAAAUCAAUGCCGGGAAAAAUAACAGAUACGUCGAGAUAUAAAAAUUCAAAUAACUUUCAACAAUGUAGUUCUUAGAAUUUCUUAUCAACAGUUGAGUGUUUUGAUCAAAUAAUCGGUUCCUUUAACUGUCCUUAGUCUGACCUGGGACUGAAACAUGCGCGAACUUUAGUUAUGACUGAUGUGUUCACCUACUUUGUAAUGUAGCGGAGUAUUAAAUUUACUUUGCGUUGUUUUCCUUGGUGAUAUCCGCUUCCAAAAGAUGUAACUGUGCCGACAUUUUUAUGAUGGGGCGGGGGAUGGGAAGGGGGAGUUCUUCUUCAAACGAUCGUCAACCGAUAUAUAUUUAAUGGAGCCAAAACCAAUUGUAUUGGACGGCAUUUUUGCCAUCAUAUGCAUACUACACAUGACUUAAACACUCACCAAGCGCGAGGUCAAGAUGGUAGGAUGUUGGCCAGUCCUUUUUUAUUUUUUACUGCAACUGUGCCUUAACAUGCCGUAUGAUGUCGUUAAAAUUUUGAAAGUUACUGUCAGCCCGCUGCCCGGCUUUCAUGAACUCUGAAAAGGGAAAUCAAGGAAAGCCAAUCGGUUUGCUACCCAAACCGGAAAACAAUGGUAAACAAUGAAUUACCAUUGUUUAAAAGAACGAAUCAAGAAAGACCUUACGAGCAGCUCCUAAAUCGCCGCCGGGGGGAAUCAAUCGUGUUUAUAUUAUUCAAGCCGAAGAUCCUACGCUCCUCCUCUCUGUGUGACAGCUAUUGACGGCUUGAUUAUCGCUCAGUUUACAUAUUCCUUAAUUUUCAACACUUGAACUUCUGUCUAAGACUAAGUCUUUUAAAUAGGUCAUUAACGACCGGAAUAACUAAUCGAAAGAAUAACCGGGAUCCUUCUUUCUACAGUUGCGUUAUCAUGCACCUACUUAAAGAACAGAGACCCUACAGCAAAAAGUGGAUAUUACGACAUUGAUCCAGAUGGCGAAGGAGAUCAGGCACCAUUCUCAGUGUACUGUGACAUGACUUACAAGAAUGGAAUUGGCGUGACUGUCAUCAGUCACGACAGUGAGAACAGGACUCAUGUGAAAGGAUUUCAACACCCGGGUAGCUACUCACGUGUCAUUAAUUACAAUGGAGCGACUCUGUCUCAGUUGGCCAAUCUCACCAGAAUCUCCUCGCACUGUGAGCAGUUUAUAAAGUAUGACUGUUAUAAAUCGAAGAUGUUCCGUAACAGCGGAUAUGCUUGGUGGGUGUCACGUGAUUCCACUAAGAUGACGUACUGGGGUGGAGCAUCACCUGGCAGUGGUAAAUGCGCAUGCGGGAUGAACAACACGUGUGCAGACUCUGAACGCGCCUGUAACUGUGAUAAGAAUGACGAUGUAUGGCGUGAAGACAGCGGUCUCCUCACCGACAAGACAAAACUUCCAGUAAUAGAGCUCAGGUUUGGUGAUACUGAUAGACGGAAGGAGGAAGGCUACCACGCUUUGGGAAAGUUUAUGUGUUACGGUACAGCAUGAUCACCUAGAUAUCACUCAUAAAAAAACUUGUUGCCAUUUGUUAUCAUAGAAUUAUAAUUCAUUGUUAUUGUUGUGACACUGAACUUGUAAAUCAGUUACGUAUAUUUAAGUGCAAGUGAGUUGAUGGCAUUUCUUUAUUUUGUUUUUGAUUUUCAAGUUGUUAAAACAAAACUAAAAUCAAUAGCAAAAGAUUAACACCGAUUUUGCAUAGGGUUGACUCUGAAAAGCUUCAACUUGUAUUUCUUUACUUAUUUCGUUAUAAUUUAUACUUUAAUUUUGGUUUACUUUUUGUAGUCGAAAAAAUCAGUCAGCAGUUUUGGUAAAAAAAUAAUUUUAAACUAAAUGGUUGGUUCAGUUUAAAAAUACGUGUUUAACUUAGGUUUAAAACGGGUAAAGACUUCGAUGUAUAUAGUUUUCAGUAGCGAUAUAAAUGAGUUCAGUACAUUUUGAGUUUACUAAACAUGAUAGCAGUAGCUAAAUAGUACUCUUUAUUGCUUUUUAACGCAGUAUCAGAUAUCUUGAGUUAUUCGAAUAAACUGCAUUUUCAAGCGCCAAUUGUUCAGUUGCUGUGAGUUGCCAGUGCUUUAAUUGUAACUUACUUUUGGGACAGCUUUUAUUCAGUUCGGUUCUCUUCAAGAAACGCUUUUCUCUCGUUGCACGCUAGCCAUCUAUCUCUGCCGGGUGUCUCACUGUAUGAUCUGUAUAUGCAUGUCUCUCAAAUUAGUUUCCAUGUGCAAUCGGCUCAUUUCCCUCGAGCGUGAGGGUCGAUACGAGGUUCAUUCCGGUUUAUCACGGAUCUUACGGAGACUAAAUAUAAGUAAUCAGAAUUAACUUAGUCCUCUAAUUGAUAUGUAAACCGUAGUUGUGUAAACAAUACAUUCUCAAACGUUUCUCGCGUUCUUCUAUAGCAAAAAUGAGCCAGGGCUAUAAGCAAACCUCUGGUUAAUAAUACGUGUAAACAAAAAAACAAAUAAAUAAAUCGUGUAAUGCUAAAUGGGGACGACAGUGAAAAUAGUUUCAAGACUAAUAGAUCUAAUUAGCAAAAAAAAAAAACAAAUUGCACGUGCAGCACACUUUUUCUACUAAUUAGCAAAAAACAAAUUUGCACGUGCAGCAUGCUUUUUUGUCUUUCCCUAGCCUUGCCGUUGUUUUGCACGCCUACAACGCUGUUUUGUACGAAUAAAACGUCAAACUUCUUAGCUGGACAUUAUUUUUAUGGAGGAAUUGUCGUAUGUGCUUACCCAAUAUUUUGUUUCCUGUGUUCAUGUUCGCUUUUAUUUUUCACUGCCGCUCAUGCAUUUUCACCUUGCUGGCCGCUAGUAUUUUUCAUUUUCUCACCGCCGCUUUGAAGUUCCAUGUUUUUCUUCCUAUGAAAUAAGUCUCCUUUGUUUUCAAUAACUCGCUCCAGCUCUUUGUCUGUUUUUCACGUUAGUGUAAAGAUAAAAAACAAACGCCGAAAAAGACACGUACAACUCUGUUGCUGUUUUUUCUUUCUAAAAGUCCCGGCGGCCAUGUGAUUUCGUUCCAAAUAAAACCUUGAGUUGCAUUUGGGUUGCCAUACCUGUUGAUUGAGUUAUUUUACCUUGGUAUGCCUGUGGUGCGGACGGACGGUCGGUCAAGCGGGCGGGCGGGCGGUCGGUGUACGGUCACGUGAUUACCACAUUUUCUCGGAUGGGUAUAUUACCACAUUUUCUCAGCUAUGGGGCUCCGCCCACGCUCGGUGCGAAGCGUCGCGCGUGGAGCUCCGCUAUGAACAAGCAAGGUGGGACCACGGAAACGGGCAGAAAGCCGAGCUAGGAGCAAUAUAUAUAGAGGAAUUUGCAAACUUAUAUUGUAAACUUUUAGAAGGAACGAAGAGUUAAACUAGAAAAAAAAGGAUCGCCGCGUGCAGGGAAAAAGACUUGAAAAAAAUGUCGAAAUGUCGGAAAUGUUGGUGAGUUCCCUGGGGGGAAAAUGGACAGCUUCCUGUCGUAUUUUACGAAAAAGAGACAUACAUUCAAGUAAGUAUAUUUAACUGUAGUGAAUGUCAUAUUGUAGUCAGAGGUGGUAGAAUUUUAAUGAGUAUGGUAUCUGAGCCGGUGAAUGUAGCGAGUAUAGUGAGUACAGUGAAUGAAGGAAAAUUAGUAAGCGUAGUAGAUGAUGCGAGUGCAGUGAGUGUAAACGAUGUUGUGAAUAGAGAUUGAUGAAGCUAGAACUGAAGUGUCAGUAGUGGAUGUAGUGAGUGUUAGAAAUGUGAUUAGAGUAAUUUGUAAUUUGUUUACCCACGGACCUCUUAGGAGUUCUUAAGAGCUCGUUGAAACGUGUCGACUCCGUGCGUUCUAGAUCGAAUUGGAAUUUGGAAGUGUUGGUUUUUAUAGAGAGGACAUAACCAGAUUACCAAGAGAAAAACCUCUAUAGGAACAAGGGACAGAACUAACAAUAAACUCGACCAAAAUAUGGUGUAGUCUGCUAUACAGCCGUCGUUUUUCAUGUCGUCACGGAACGCUCCUCCCCACAAAGGAGAUGCAUGUAGACUACAUACGGUUUCGUCGCCGGGAUACGAACCUGGGCCACAUUGGUGGGGGGCGGUCAGUGAUCUCAUCAAUGCGCCACCCUAAUGCUGUCUCGAAGUGAAUGGAUGUUGAUUGUAGUCAUUUAAGUAUAAGGGGUUUCUUCUCAAUGGUGGCGGGUCGGCUGAAGGCCGCCGAAGUCACAGCCACCGAAGCUGUGAAGAAAGACCUUCCACUUUCCACCGUUAUGUAAGGCCACUGAAAGAUUUGAAAAGCCCCUGAAUUUUCUGACGAUGAAAGAACACAUAAUCUUCUUAUCAAAAAUUAAUUAUUCAUUAUUGGCUAAUCAGUCAAUUUUAAAAAGUGAGCAUUUUUUUAUCUGUGAAGUUUAAGCUUGGAAAGACAUAUUUGUUUGGCAUGUUUAUUAUUUGUUUGAUCGCCAUCAUUAAUUUCCAUGUAGUCUCCUACGUAGCCGUUCUUUGGGUUGACGCGCUCCACUCGUCUCCACACAAUGGGGGACUGAGGGAAUGGCUCAGCAGGAGAUUAAAAGUGAAAGGUGCGAGUACACAUAACCCUUUAACUGAUUUGAAGCGUAUCUUCUCUGGUCAAUGAUCAUUCAAUGAUUCAUACGCGAGUCUGAUGUCUUAUCUUUGAAACAGUUUGUAUGGUAGUUUAAUAGGUUUUCGUUGUUUAUUUUGGCCUUGAAGAGUUCAAAGCGGUUAUUAAUUAGUACCCAGCAGGUGAAUUUGUCAGUUAGUUUCUCCCGUUUUUAUUAAAAGGGGACAAAAGCAAAGAAACCACCAUCUUACUGUUGUCUAGUUUUUAAAGUGCAUAACAUACAUUGUAAAAGAACAUUAGUUUUAAUUCUUUUGGCAGGUUUCCUUUGUCGUGUAUAAAUUGAAAUUAGGGAAACGAAUAUUAAUAAACAAGAUUCUUAGCUUGUAGAGGAAAGCCUUGUUAAGUUUUCCAAUUCACGUGCAAAGUUGCUAGCGUAUAUGACUUUUAUUGAAUUUCUUUUUACACCUUAUUCCUAGAUUAGACUGAGCAAUGAGACAUGAUUUUCUCACAUUCAACUGACACUUCCUCAUAUAUUGUAAUGUCUUUUUACCUAAUUACGAGAGCUAUCCCACCUGAAAUCCAGUUUGGUACUUGCUCAAUUAAGUAUCCUAAAUGUAAUUAAGCAAUUUACGAUAAAUAUAGGCUCUAACGCAAAAUGCAACAUGUUUAUCAACAAGGGAAAAUAUAGUUCUCAGAUUGAUAACAAUUACAUCCUUUCUUAUUGCGCUGGAAAACAAUUACGAUGAUGGUUUAACAAAUACGAAAAGAAAAGAAACACUAUGUUUCUACACGUGUCAUGAUAUUGGCAGCUUGAGGGCAAUAUAGAGGCCUAGAGAUAACCGCAAAAACACUAAAAAAAAUAGGUUGACGAAAAUUGCAAUAUCGAUGUGUCAAUCUAUAAUGACUGAGCACUUGAGCAAUUCAUCAAUUAUAUUCUAUUUUAGUUUGAAAAACAAUUUAUGGUAAUGGGAACCUUUGUAACUUAUUUUAAAAUUUCUAGAAAUUGUAGCAAAGUAAAAACCGAAACUGUCUGACUCCGAAAAGUAAAUUUAAAUUUCCUUAUCAAACAAUACUUAUCUUUUUCAAGCAAACCAACAAAAAUUAAUAGCGACUUAGACUGCAGAUUUUAAGAAAAAAGAGGGGAAAAAAACGCCCUUUCCUCUUUCCUGAAGCGAAGAUUGUUUGUCACCAGUGACCUAUAAGGGGUGUCUAGAUAUUUUGAGCCCUUCCUUUGUACCGUGCUAGUGCCUUCACCACAGUCACCCACGACGGUUAGGGCUAUCUACCCUACGCUCCUAAACAGGACUACUAGUUCGCAAACUGCGUCCAAAAUUAAAUUAAAGUUGACGGGGAAAGAAAAUGACUUUAUAGGGGUAACGCAAUAACUGGUAAACCAGUAGUUUUCAUCGUGGCCCACAAGGUUAGGAAUCCCAACUAGCCCGAGGCAAACCAGUUGGCCAUUUACAACCGGAGCAGGUGAACUCGGGGCUACCGUUAAAAAAUCCAGCCAGCGGUUAGAGCGGUGAUUGAGCCCUGGGCCAUUGAUUACAAUUUUAGAGCUCUAACUGCUGAGCCAUGCUACCUCCUCAGUCGAAACUUGAAAUGUCAAGAGUUAUUAGGAUUCCAUUCAGUUGCAGAUUGAGACGAUGUUCCCUUGAGUUGUAAGAAUUCCAUUGAUUUGCAAAUUGAUCACUUUUAUUUGUGUCAAAAGUAUUUAACAUUCAAUAUAUUAAUCUGGUCAGGCUAUCCACUGGGCGCAGCGAUAAACCAAGCUGUUCGGGGAGCAGUUCUUUCAAUAAGGUCCCCAGUAUGACACGUCGUUGUUUUUGCGUCAGAUUAGCAAUCGAUGGUUGUGUUUUAUGGGGUUCUUGGCUGAGCUAUAUCGUAAUACUCAGUAAACAAAAUGGACGCAAAGAUCUCGUUGCAUGCUGAGUGCACGUCUGCAACAUGCAUUUAGCUGUUCCUCGGUCACUCAUCGCUAGAGUUCUCAACGCAAAGGCGACAAUAGAGAGAUCAAGCAUCGCGUUUAUUACGGCAAACGGCAAACGUGACUUUGGAACACUUGACCAAGUUUAUCGCUUACUGUUCACAGAAGAUCGGUAGAUUCACGCCAAUUCUAUCCAAGAAUUGUUUUAAGCUGUUUUUAUGUAUUCAUGAUCAAUAUUUCUUAUUUUGAAAAAUUUUCAAUUUGAACCCCAUGUUUGCCGUUUGCUGUAAACAAGAUACGUAAUCUAACCGUGUCUAAACCGUGAGCGCGCACGAGUUAAUUGCGCACCUGUUUGCUAAAAUAGAGUACUCUUUCUAGUAUGCAGUCUUCAACGCCCUACCUCAACAAAAAGUAAUUGCAAUUGAACGCAUGCUAGGCUAAGUAUAAUUGUACACUUUGGCUGAAGACGAAAAAACGCGGUCCACCUGCUGUACUACCGUUUUCAAACAGACCUGUUUGGGAAAGGGUACUGCUACACGAACGCCUGCAUGCUUAGAACAGACUGAGCCAUAAGGUAGAAUGGCUUCUCUGAGACAGCCCUGUUUCGCUGAAGGUCCUUUGUUUAAGUGCGAAAGUGGUCGGCCAAACUCUCUUGUGCUUAUUAACUAGUUUUUAUGUUAAAAAUUUCUGUCAUAGGUGAUUGCAGUCAAAGCAACCGAUACAUUACAUUUCUGACACCAGCAAGAGGUUUUUACCUUGAAGAGCACGUGUUCUCCAACCAUUCUGUGGAAAUAAACCUAGACUGCCAAGACCAAUGCGCCCUUGCGAGGGAAUGUGUUUCAUAUAAUAUUGGUCCAAUGAUAAACAACAAGAUGGCCUGUGAACUCAGUAAUUCAGAUCACUUGCAACAUCCAGAAGAUCUCAAACCAAGAAAAGACUGGUUCUAUAGAGCAACAAAGGUGUCACUGCCAGGCAACAUCUGUGAAUUAAAAUUUUUGAAAAGAAAUGAUGACGAUCGAUAUAAGUAUAAAGAGGACACCAUUGAUGGUGGUGUAAUAUAUAUAAUGAAUACAUAUAAUUGGUCAAUAUUUAACAGACGAAGAAACUAAUGAUAAUUAUGGUGCUGCCAGAAAUUAUGGUUAUGUAUGAUGAUGAUGAUGAUGAUGAUGAUGACGAUGAAGAUAAUGAUGAUGAUGAUGAUGAUGAUGAUGAUGAUGAUGAUGAUGAUGAUGAUGAUGAUGAUGGAGCGCGUUGA
Molecule: messenger RNA, 10233 nt
Organism: Porites evermanni
Lineage: Eukaryota; Metazoa; Cnidaria; Anthozoa; Scleractinia; Poritidae
Source: the annotation of a GenBank genome assembly